AUGACGACGGCGGCGCGGCCGACGUGGGCGCCGGCCAAGGGCGGGAACGAGCAGGGGGGCACGCGCAUCUUCGGUCCCUCCGGGAAGUACUCGUCCCGCGACCUCGCCGCCCACACCUCCCUCAAGCCCAGAAAAGAGGGCCAGCAAACUCAAGAGGAGGUACAGAAGAGGAAUCUCAGGGACGAACUUGAGGAGCGUGAGCGCAAGCACUUCUCAUCCAAGGAUAAGUCCUAUGUUGAUGAGAGGGACCGACGAAAAAGUUCGAGCCUGCUCUUAGAAGGUUCAAAACGGGAUGAGGAUAAGAUAGUUCCACGUGAAAUUGAUGCAGAUGACUCUGACGUGGAGCUCAAAAGUGAUGAUGAAAGCGAUGAUGACGACGAUGACGAUGACACUGAGGCACUCAUGGCAGAGCUCGAAAGGAUUAAAAAAGAAAGAGCUGAGGACAGGUUUAGAAAGGAGCGUCAGCAAGCAGAAGAAGAGGCCAAGAUGAAGGAGGCUGAGCUGAUGCGAGGAAACCCACUGAUCAAUAUGAAUAACUCUGGCUCCUUCAAUGUGAAGAGAAGGUUAAGACAGUGGGAUGAUGAUGUUGUAUUCAAGAACCAAGCUCGUGGAGAGACUAAGACACCGAAACGGUUCAUCAACGACACCAUCAGAAGUGAUUUUCACCGCAAGUUUCUGCAUAGGUACAUGAAAUGA
Molecule: messenger RNA, 696 nt
Organism: Triticum turgidum subsp. durum (durum wheat)
Lineage: Eukaryota; Viridiplantae; Streptophyta; Magnoliopsida; Poales; Poaceae
Source: the annotation of a GenBank genome assembly